Messenger RNA from Osmia lignaria (orchard mason bee), 4996 nucleotides. The record is from RefSeq and is a predicted model, not a curated record. NCBI's taxonomy places the organism in Eukaryota, Metazoa, Arthropoda, Insecta, Hymenoptera, Megachilidae.
CUGCAGCAGAAAAUACAGUAGGUUUGGAUAUUUGGAGUUAGUAACAUGGCUUUGUUGUCAUUAUAAAUGAUGUAUUGUGUUGGAUAGAGUCAAGGAAUUUCUAUUAAUAUAUUUAAUUAGAUUAAUGAAGGGAUGGCACGCACUUGAGUGGGUUACCGUUUUAUCCGUCACUUUAAAUAGAUAUGUCAUUGUUGGUUGAUGACCCAACAAAGUGAAAGCUAUGGCUGAUGGUGUACAGGAGGUUAGGGAUUCUCUGCCCACAGACAGUAAAGGAUGUCCAGUCACAAAAUCAUUGAUCUCUUAUGAAGAGAUUGCCAUUAAACUGUUAAAUGAAAAACUGUUAUUAACGGCCUUGGAAUUACACGCGGAACUAUGCGAAGCUGGAAAAGAGUUGCCUAUUUUAAGAGAUUUUUUCUCAAACCCAAAUCAUUUUGAGACUCAUAAUAUUAAACCAGAACCAUAUACUCCUAUGCCUAGGUCUUCUAGUCAGGCUACUUUAGAUUCUUUGGAUAUGACCAGAUAUUCAGAAGAUGGUGGAGGCGUUGAUGAAAGAGUAGCAAUUUUAGAGUUUGAACUAAGGAAGGCAAGAGAAAGUAUUUCUGCUCUUCGUGCGAAUCUCACUGUAGUAACAGAAUCUGAAGCAGCCACAUCUGACAAAGGUUCUGAUAAGCAGGUAGUUAGCAAACCACCCAUAAAACCCCAUGAACAAAGAGCUCUAAACUUUCUUAUUAACGAAUAUUUAUUAGCACGUUCUUAUAAAUUAACAUCAAUUACAUUUAGCGAUGAGAAUGAAAAUCAAGAUUUCGAAGAUUGGCAAGAUGUAGGAUUGAAUAUUUCAAAACCUGCAGAAUUAAUACAAAUUUAUAGAGAAUAUAUGAGAGCUAAUGGGUAUGAUAAACCACCUUCUGUGAGCAUUGGUGUGCAAACGGAUUUUUGCGAGAUAGAAUCUGAAACAGAUAAAGAUGAAUUUAAAGAAAUGGUAAACAAAGUGGAAGAACUUAAACAACAGACUAUAUUGUUAGAACAGGAAAAAUUAGACUUACAACAAAUUAUUGCUACAAGUGGAAGCUUAUCUCAAAAUCCAACUAAGCAAGAUAGCAGUGGAACCAUACAAACGUUAAAUUCGAGUUCUACAACUCCAGAUAAAUUUGAACUCCUUGAAACACCAGCUCGCGAUACGUCCACUGUUACUCAAGAACCAGAAGAAGAUGAUAGCGUUUCUGUUGUUGUUAGUCUUGGUGAAACAGAUCCUGGUGACAAAGAGUGGACGAGAAUUCAGUUACCCAGGGUAGACGUGACAGAAGGGUCAUCGAUACUUCCAAAUCCUCCAUCACGAAAUCUACCAUUGAAAUUCAAGAUGGAGGUAAUAGCACAUUGUUUAGUAAAUAUACCAAGUUCUAUCAUUUCUACCACUGAAGAACUUUUCAAAAAUGGAGUUACGCGCGACACUCUUGUUCAAAUUCUAUCACAAACAUUACCUCGCAUCGUACCCAAUAUUAUUUUGAAUAGACGCGAAGAAGUGAUACCAUUAAUAUUAAGUGCAAUUCGACUACAUAGUGAUUCUGCAGAAAGAGAAAAAUUACUACAACUUUUGUUCAGUCUAAAGAAGAGGCCGCAGGAGGAUGAGAGACAAUUAAUAUUAGCUGGUUUCGUUGCAAUGGCUAAACUUGAAGAUGAACCAAUGGAAGGUGAAGAAAUAUUGACUAUCUGUUGGGAACAGAGUCAACACAAGUAUCCUGAGAAAAGAUUGCUAGCUGUUGAGUGUUGUUCCGUAUUAACUCCAUACAUGUCAGUUGGCAUAAGGAACUCUUUAAUGCUUUCCAUGUUGCAACAAAUGUUACUCGAAGAUAAAGAUCCUACAGUCAGAGCUAGUGUAGUAAGGAGUCUUGCAUUGCUUAUAGCUUUAAUGGAUGAUCCUGAUAAAUAUUUUCAGUGCGAAGAAUUAGCAUUAACAGCACUUCACGAUAUAUCGCCUAUUGUGGUUGAAGUCGCAUCUUCUAUACUUUUACCGAUUUUAGCUCAAUGGGCGCUCUCUCUGAAAAGAUUGCAGACGCAUUUGUUACCGCGUAUAACGUCCAAAAUAAAGAAUCAUUUAAAACUUGGACAUUCUCAACACUCACCUAAUAAAGAUCAUAUCGAUGAAGGAAGAAUUGUUUCAUCAAUUGCGGUAUUACAGUAUUUACUUCCCCAUACAGUUAUUUGCGUAGCAGAUACCGAGAUCGUUAAAACUUAUAUUGAUCAUGGAAUAUCAUCUGACCUGCCGGAUGAGUUCCUGAACUUGUACCAUUCCAAUAUCGUAAAUCCAAAAGUAUUUUAUGAUGGAGAUACAAAUAUAGGAGCUCUUUUAAACACGUUUUUUGCGAACACGUGGGAAAAUGAUACCUGGCCAGAAUUGGAAUGGUUCACUAAUAAAUUAGUUGUGGAAAUUUUGACAAUGGUAAAAUCCAUUGAUAUUUUACAAGAAUCCAUUUUAAAUGCUCUUCUUACGUAUAUUCAUUCUCUGUGUUUGGGAUUUGGACAAUAUAUUACGGAAACUCGGAUCCAACCAAUAUUUGCAUCUGAGGUAGCUGAACUUGAACAGCAAUUAACGACAUUAUCAACAGAUAAAAAGAAUAUGAGUUUAACAUUAAUUCCAGCAUAUUUAAUUAUAUUGUCCACUUUAAACGGUACCAAGGUUUCUAACUCUUUAAAACAGUUCCUUGUUGCUUUAUCUAUGAGUGGAACCAGUAUUACUAGUUUACAAAUUGCAAUAAUUAUAUUAUGCUCCCAAGAGCAUAUGCAAGAGUAUGUCCUUAGUGGUUUAUGGGAUGGAGUAGUGCACCAAAGACCUAUUGUAAGAUGUGCAACUGCAACACUAUUUGGUUGUGUAAUAGCUCAUGUUUCCGAUAGGUUAGCAAGCGCGAAGGUAGUUCCUGCAAUUGUAACACUCGUUAGUGAUUCCGAUGUAACUGUUCGAUCUGCUGCAAUUCCUUCCCUUGGUCGUUUGAUAACGGAGUGCAAGGUUAGAGAAGUACGCGAUAAAGCACGUUUAACUUUAGAAACUAUUGCUAAAGAACCUCAGGGUGUCCCACCAACCUUAGCACUUCCGUUGGUUUCGACAUUAGCAUUUAUUGCCCCUAAUUGUCCUCAAAAUUAUAUAGAAGACGUUAUUGCUGCACAGUUAGUUGGCAUCACUUCAUCGGCAUUACAACAAGGUCGUAAAAUUGAUCUUAUUAAUGCUUUGGUUGAAGCAUAUUCUGUAUUGGUUUACUGUCCACUUAGCAAUCAAUGUGUUUCUGGUAUGUUGGUACCAGGAUUAAAAUGUCUUGAGCAAUUAGUUAAUCAGUAUUUACCACAACAAAAAGAAGCUGUACGAUCGUUGUUAAGAGAAGCUGAAUCUCGACAGGAUUUAUCAAAACCAAUGGAAAGGUCAUUAUCAAUGAGUUCCGGGCUUUCAUUGUCAAUGGCUACAGUAAAUGUAGGGCAAGGUGUAGAAGAUAUGAGGCAAAGAGUGAGCAAAAUAUUUCAACAGAAAACUAGCUCGCCUAGUAUGACUAGUAUUUUUCGAAAAAAAUAGUUUUCAUACUGCGUAUACGUCAUCUCGUGCUCUUACAAAUAAACAAAAAAUUCGAAAUAUAUCCUGCCAUAAUGCAAUUACGAUUUUAAAAAUAAUGUUAACAAGGAUUUAAUAAUAUUUACUAUAUUUUAAAAUUACAUAAGAGUAUCUUAUAGGUACAUUAACAGUUUAAGAAAUCGGUUGUGAUUAUCAAGCGUUGACGUCUUUAAAAGAUCGUUUCAUUUUUUGUAUUACUAUUUGAUAUUUGAAGUAACAUAGUCUUUAUUUUUAUUACGUGUGAUACCAUAGAUUUGUUGUAGCUAACGUAUAUCUGUACAUUUGUACUUAAAUCAAUCCUAACAUAAAUCAGUAGGUUUCUUUUUAGCUGUAAACGAAUGGUAAGAAGCAAUCAAAUUUAUUUAAAAUAAUUCAUAUCUUGUAAGAAUAUUUUAUUGUAUCUAUAUAUAUAUAUAUAUAUACAAUUACAUGUUUCUCGUAUAUACAUAUACAAUACAUGUAUAUAAUGUAUGCGUAUAUACAAUGAUAAUUCAUGACCACUGUAUCAUUAUUUUACAUAUACAUAUACAUAUAUACGUGUACACAUGUAUAUGCAUUAAUGUUUAUUAAAUAUUAAAUAUUGUAGUAUAUAUUAUUACCGUGCAAAGAAUAAAUUUUAUAAUAUAUUUAUUCUAAAUGCCUUUUUGUUCUAAACAUGUUGGUUUCAUUAGACAUAUCAGAAACUUAGGUAAGUUUUGUGACUGGUGUACCGCUCACCACGUCUUAUUUAUUACAACUCACGUAACACUCAAUAGCCAUGAAUUCAUCGAUACCCUGAGCAAUCUAUAAUAAUUCUAACGCUCUAAGAAUAUUUAUUUUGCAUAGACAAUCCAUCUGCCAUGAUGUGUAAAUUUUACACGAUGAAGCUUGCACACUUAAGUCUAAGAAACCUUCGGUGUAAUAACUAUUUACAUGAUUCUGAACAUGAAUGUGACAUUUUGUUGAAGAGAAAAAUCUCUAAGCGAGUAAGAACACAAAUAUAUUUCAAAAUAAACGUGAGAUUUCACUUUUUAUUUAACCACUAAGUAUUCGAAAUAAUGAGAAACUAUAUCACAAUUAUCGAAUGCAUAUGAACAAUGCGUAACGAAUAAAAGAAGAAAGAAAGAUCAAGUUUUUAUCUACAUUCGUAUUAACUACGAUCAAAAUAACAGAAUAUAAAAACUUAGAUUCUUAUCAGUUAAAGUGGUAAAUAAAAAAAGAUGGUAAAAAUGUUUGUUAAAUAAUAAAUACAUCUUUUUUUUUUCUAUUUUGAGAGAUGACUUUAGUCGUACGAAAAAAUUCUUCUAGAAGCGAAGAAAUUUAUCUACGUUAUCCAGACCCUUCUUUAAUCAUUCAAUGAAAUUCUUAAAUAUUACUAUUCGAUCUUCUCGUUCCUUUUUUUUUUUUUUUUUAUUUCCUUAGACG